GAAAUGCACGAAAAUAUGUACGGUAUUCGUGGUGGUCUAAUUUAUAUUUCCGUUGCAUGUUUGUUCAGUCCCAAAAGAGGUGUGUUUGUUAUACUAUACAAUAGCUGUUAUCUAAAUAAUACGAACAUUGCCUAACGAGAAACUAAGGGUCCUUUUUUGCUUUGUCAGUAUAUCAAAUAUUCAAAACCAAACUACUCUAAAAUUGCCUCGCGUCAAUGACUUUCAUAUGCCGGAGGCAUAACACGUUCGGCUUUUUCGUCAGAGAAACCACGGUAUUGUGCCUGUACGAUCCGCAUGGUGAUUAAGCGUGAAUUGUCCCGUGGAACAGUUAGGCAUUAUCUAAAAUUAAUCUUUCUUACAAAAGAACUAGAAUAAAGCUUUUUGUUAAAAAAAUUUUGACGACAGCCAGUGGAGACAAGGGUUUGUUGUUCACGUAAACAACGAACAGAAGUGUAAAGUUUUUCUUUAACUCAUAGUUUGCUCAUGGUUUUGUCCCUACAAAACAGGCCAAGUCAGAUGAAGACGUCCAAAUCCACUUUGCAGUGAAUGAAUAAUUCCACAUUUUAACCAGGGUUUUCAAAAAGGUUAGUACACCAAUUAUCCUUUUUUUUUUCGCUUAUAUCUUAGAAAUGUUCGAUCGAAACUUCGUUGCUUGCAUCUCGGGUGAUCUAAAUCAGUAACAAGGUAGUUUAAGUCCCUGGCUCACUAAAAGUGAUUGUAAGCACAUUAAUAUUGAAUUCUCGCAAUUACUAUAAACGGGAAAAAGGAAAAACGCAACCUAGAAAAAUUUCAUCAUGAUAUUGUUUAAAUGAGUGCGCCAAGACGUUACGAGUGGGUUAAUUGUGACAUAGAAGACUUGCUUCCGAGUGGACGACAGCUCAAAAAACUCUCUACGGUGGCUAAUUAGAAUUAUAAACUCAGCUGGUUAAGCCAAAUUGUGUUAAAACACCUCCCACCGACGCAGCAUCACAGUUUAGAAAUUAGAGGCUUUCCGCACUAGCGGACAAAAUCAGAGAACACAUUUUAGCGUGAGAAAUAUAUGUUUUGUCGGUUGCAUUCACAUUUUUGCCUGAUUUCAGUUCAAUUACACGCUGGUCGCAACUUUUGCGACAAAUGGUCGACAAGUUAAUUACGGUUUUGUUUAUGUCGUCGAGUUUGUCCAGCUUUUGCCCGGGACAAACUUUGUGUAAUGUGCAUUUGAAGAUUUGACCGCUUCGGACGAAAUUUGUCAAGUAGCGACAAUCCUUCUGCAGUUGUUGGUGAUGACAGAAAAUUUGUCGAAAUAAACAACUUUUUCGUCAGUGCGGUAACACCUUUAUUCGUUUUAAUUCGAAGGCUGACCAAGAUAAAUUUGGACUGACCAAUCUUAUCCAAAUUUGCUUUAUCCAAAUUCCAGCCGAAUUCAGUUCAUGAAGAGACAUUUCCCCUCAAACUCCUUGAAGUAUUUUAGAUUCUUGGCAUAGUACAUAUGUAGUUCAUUGUUUGAAGGAAAGUCUAUUUAUAGACGCUCUUCUUUCUGUCUAGCCAAGUUUAAUUCAAUAAUUUACGACAUUUCGCCCUUGCUUACCAGGAGCGAUUGCUGCUUUUGGUUUGACCCAAUGUGUAUAAGUUACGAACGUAUGUGAGGAAAAGCUGAUUCCUGAAGCCUUUUUCGGAAUGUCGCCGGUCCUGAAGAGUUGUUUACAGAAUUGAAUUGACUUGAAACGAUGAAACGAUCAGAAAACACAAGUGUGGAGUGGUUUCUUUAAGCUUUGACUCGCAUUACAGUUCCUGUGCAUAAAAAUUUCAAAUACCACUUCCGGCCCACGUAAGUCAAGGGCCACUUUCCAGAAAGCGCUCUAGAACCAUCAUUUUUAGCUAAAUUGGGCGUGAGGGAAGACUUACGUAAUCUGAAUUCAUACAGAUGCUUCCAAUUGAUGCAGACGUUGUAAUUUAUGUCACCUUUGUUAAUCUAAUAUGCGAAGGAAAGCUCCCAUGGCGUCUAAACUUUGCGGCCGACUUAUUAAAUAAAUCUUGAUAUUCCAGCGCGAACUCAUGAAGCCACGUGCACAGAUACAAGUCAAGUUUACCUCUUCGUAGGUGCUUCCGCGUUUCCCUUAUUAUCAUGACGGUGCAUGACGAUUUUAAUAUAUUGGCCAACAUGCAUAACCACGCUUACUAAUAUUAUUUCCUUUUUCUCCCGCAGCUUUUCGUAAGACGAAAUUUUUUCAUCGUGUAUCCGCAGACUGUCUUUAAUAGGACACAGUUUGGUUGAACACAGUCGUUUCGGUUCAAAACAAGAUGAGGAUUGGCGAUCCUACACGGAAUUAUUUCUCUAAGGUCCGCUGUCGCUACAUACUGCUCACCAUAGUUCUCGUAGUUGUGGUGGCACUCUAUGUCACAAUGAACUUAAAAAACUAUGGUCUUUACACUGGAAAUCAUCCUUUCUUCGCAGCUCAACCGUGUCAAUACCUCAACUCGAAAGAGAAAGGACAACUUUUGAAGAUGGCGCAUACAGUGCAUAAGAUUCUUGAUGGCUUUGGUAUUGAACAUUGGCUCGUUUAUGGAUCUGUUUUUGGCGCUGUUCGGGCGCACGGCCCUUUGCCGUGGGACAAUGACGUAGAUAUUGGUUUUAACGGCUCAGGGACAUUCGCCACAAUGGAUUUUAACAAGUUUUUGGCCGCUUUUAAAGACAAUGGUCUGAAAGUUUAUUACAGAAGGUGGAUCACAAGCAACGUGAUGAAAGUUUAUAAGGAUGAUCAACCUCAUAUCAAAGUAGACCUGUUUGCCUUUUACAAUUAUCGUGGCUGGAUGAAGCGCGCCGGGCUAGAAACGUGGAUCUUUGCAUUGAAUUAUAAUUUACACGAUACGUAUCCGGCGAGACUAGUAGAAAAGCCUCUACCUAUGGUCCGAUUUGGUUACUUUAAAUUACCGGCUCCAAGGGAAGGCCUUACAAUUCAACAAUACCUUUACCCCGACGACUGGUGGAAAGAAGUGAAACCUGUCACCUGUAAGUAACGCAAUAUUAUGUUUGCUGCGUUACAAGCUACUAAAUUGCCGCGCACAAAUGAAGAACAGAAAGGUCUUUUUUGUCUUCAGUGAUCGGUAUCGUUUCUCGUUUGUUUUACUACAACUUUAUUGUUUUUUCACUCAGUUCCACUCAUUUUUUGGUGCUGAAAACUUUUGAAGUAAAAGUUAUUCAAGCUCUCCUCUUAGGACUGAAAUAGUUCGCUCCUAGACAUUUUUCUUGGUCUCAAAGUUAUCAUUAAUUGAAUUUCUAUUUUGAGAACCUGUCACAAAAUGGUUAAGUGACGUUCAAGAUUUUGAUGCGAAACGAUAUAUUUUUGGAAACCGAAAAUUACGACUCAUCCGAGCCUUAAAAAUUACAGGAAAUUAUUAUGAAAUUCCCAUUAGACGAAGAAGGCGAUACUAAGUUUUCAAUGGUUUUGCCCUCUACAUAAAUCUUUCUUGAGCUAUCUUUAAAAAUGUGAUCAUAACACGACAUGUUUUAUUUGAUUGAACUGAAUUCAAACAUAUAACCUAUCGUAUUCAUAAAAAUUUUUCUGAAGUCUUAAGAAGCAUCCGAGUUAAUAAGAAAAACAUAAUUUCAACUAAAAGUUUAUAAAUCAGGAAGGUGUCAUAAUCUCGGACCUGGGCGACUCCCCUGGGGGAGUUUUCCCGGCAACCGCUGAUCUUGGGCUUCGUUUUCAUGUUAUUUGCAUAUAUUGUUUUCAUCUUUGGUUAAUUUAAAUUAACCCUAAACACCUCCUUGAUUCAAAUGCAAAUUCUCUUUACUGUUCUCUAUACAUUUCCUAUGGAACUGGUAAGAAGAAUCUGUUUGGCAGUCAGGAGCUUUUCAAGUUGGCAAUCAUUUCUUUUUUCUCAUUAUCUAAAUGUUUGAUUCAGCAGUGAUGAAGUAGGGAGAAUUACGAUGUUAGAUAUCCUACAUGAAAGAAUGGUAAAGAUCACACCAGCUUAGUUCAUCAGAGUUUUUAGCCCAGGCUUUUGACACGUCACGCAAUCCGCCCUUUGCGAGGAUUACGUGACAAGAAAAAAAAUUAGUCUUUAAAAGGCCACAGAGUUAUUAUUUCUUGAGGUUAAUUUUCAUUCGGGAUAGACGGACACUUACAUACUUAAUCGUGUGAUUAUUUAUAUUGGGAUACAACAAAUAAAGUAUAGAUACACUUCAACGUCAGAAUAUGAUCUUGAGCAUUUAUUACAGAGCAAAGUUUUUUUUUUCUGUGCGGCGGUUAACUAAGCCGUCCGCCAGCUAAAGUCAAGAGAUAUCUUGCCAUAUGGUACCACCACGUUCGCGGGCUGUUUCUUCUCAGUCUAGCGGGCGGGAAAAAAAAAUAGACCCUGGGACCAGGUUGGAUCAGGCGAACGCGCGAGAUCUUUCGGGAAAGAGCUUGUGCUAGCCAAGCUGGGGUUUAGCUCCAGUUUUUCAUGGUAAGGGAGGAGAGGGGAGGGGGCCUUUGUUGCUUGUGUUUCAGCGGGGCUCUUAUUCAAGCACAGAGAGGUUCUGACUAGUACUUACUACAAAAAGGAUUUCUGCCUUGUAGAUUGUUCAGAUUCGCGCGUUUUGGCAAAUCUGAAUAAUAAGCUUGCAAAAAAGUUUACCUCACAAAGAAGGGGGGGGAGGGUAAGGAGUAUAUGACUAUCUAUAAAGCUCCUCCUCAAAACACAAUCAGCCGAAACGUUCAAGUUUUUUUUUGACUUUCUUUUAUGUUUCGAUUGAUCUCUAUAUAACUUAACCCCCCCUGAUCACCUUCCUGACUGUCACAUAAUUUCGCCUGCGUGGUGACAGUCUAUCACCGUAACUUUGAAAUUGCCCGAGAAGAAGACAGGUAAUUGAAAAUAUACCUCGCGAAGUGAUACCGUAUUGGACAUGAUUGAUAGCUAUCAGUUAAACUUCCAUGAAAGUCUUAAACAUUUUUACGAAAGAUGUAAUGCCUUUAAAGAGCAAAUACACGAUUUAAGUCACGAAUAUGUCUUUACUUUGAUAUCCAAUUUUUUUUUUCUGGAGUAAUUUCAUUUCUUCCUGGGUUUCAUGGUAAUCAUAAACCCCUAAAACAUUAGCUCAAGGCAGGAGCCCAUAAGUAAUGGGCUCCUGCUUAAGGACAUAUCAAAAAAUCGCUCUACACCCCCAGGUAAUUUAACACUCGCUAAUUAUAUUUGUGCUGGUGAUCUUGACGUAUCAUUGCGAUCUCUGAAUGAAGUCCAAAUUCUAGGUACACGGAGGUGAUGACUCUAAGCUUCGAGUUCGAUUCAGUUGGAAAAACAAAGAUGUCGUGUAAAAGUUUUGACAGACAGGUACCAUAAACAUCACAUUCAUUGCGUUGAUUUAUCCAAUGCGAGACACUGUAUUUAAACAGUUGCACAAACACAAGUACCUCUUCCUCGCCGGACAAUCUCGAAAAUACGACCCGAUAAGAGCUUGCAUAAAAUGUGUUGUGAAUCUAUCCACAUACCUAGCCUGAGGCCUGUCUUUUGUUCUUGCUACAGUAGCCAUUUUACACCUGUUUGGUGUUUGAUGCUCCAGGGCUCUUUCUUAUACAUACAACACCCCAAAGGGAAAUAAUUAAUUAACUUUCAGUUCCAAAGGAAAUGGUACACCAAGGAAACAAAAAAGACACGUGGAUUGCGCAUUUAAAUGAACUAUACACGUAUUUCAAUACACGUCUUUAAACUUGAUGAUCACAGUGCGGCGAAACCUUCGUGUGACGUUUCAUUUGGAAUAGUCUCCCGCAGUAAUGGGCUCUUGUCUCCCGUGAAUUUGACCAUUUCAAGGUAUCUCACAGGGCCGGGUUAUCAGGGAGAGAAAUUAGUCUAGAUUGGUGUAGUACAAACUCCAUAGUUGUUACCUACACUGCUUCCUUCUUCUUUGGUAAUCUGGUCUUAUCAACUGAGUUUAUAACGUAAAUUUGUCACCGUAAAAUUCUUCUUUAGCUGACGUUUGGAGUAUUAGCCCUCUUCAAAGCGAAUGACGAAUCAACUCGGUUGAUACUUAGAUAUCUUACAAUAUUUAAGACCACAGCAAAUGCUAAGAACAGAAUCAGCCUUAGAAUACCUCAUUGUAAAAGACGAUGUAUUUUUCGUUUUUCCGCUAGAUCUAUCUUUAAGACGUUAUUAGUGGAGGGGGACUGUAUAGCUGGGGAAAUCACAAGCUCAGCAGAAG
Messenger RNA from Pocillopora meandrina, 6157 nucleotides. NCBI's taxonomy places the organism in Eukaryota, Metazoa, Cnidaria, Anthozoa, Scleractinia, Pocilloporidae. The record is from the annotation of a GenBank genome assembly.